Oncorhynchus gorbuscha (pink salmon) is the source of this 1194-nucleotide messenger RNA. Its product is annotated as Krueppel-like factor 15. Gene Ontology annotation, molecular function: RNA polymerase II cis-regulatory region sequence-specific DNA binding; DNA-binding transcription factor activity, RNA polymerase II-specific. Lineage: Eukaryota; Metazoa; Chordata; Actinopteri; Salmoniformes; Salmonidae. The transcript has a single exon. Bases 1 to 1194 code for a protein of 397 amino acids. Gene Ontology annotation, biological process: regulation of transcription by RNA polymerase II. The record is from RefSeq and is a predicted model, not a curated record.
AUGGUGGAUCACUUGCCGAUAGGCGAGGAGACCUUCAUGUAUUACGCCAACUCUCCGGCAGACCAUCACGCAUCGGACAUGGUGACAGACACGGGUGUCUACCAGGCGCUGUCCUCCCCGUUCUCAGAGGACGACCUGAGUGACUCGUCCAGCGCCCGCUCCUGCUCCAGCCCUGAGUCCCAGGUGCUGGGUUCCAGCUAUGGCAGCGGCAGCAGCAGUGGAGAGAGCCAGGACGGUCUCCUGGACUUCCUGCUCUCCCAGGCCACACUGAGACGUGGAGUUACUCCCUCUCUAUCCCCCUCAGUACCACCCAUCCUCCCCAUGGGUCUAGCAUGGGAGUCAAAGAGGGACCGCCUGUCUCCGACAACCAAAGAGGAGUGCUUUGAGUUUCCUGAGUUCCCAGCGGACCUGGAUGAUCACAUAGGGCUGCUGUUUCAGCCCACCCUGGAGGAGAUAGAGGAGUUCCUGGAGGAGAAUAUGGAGGUGGUGGCGUUGAAGAAUGAGGCUUGCGAGGGUGGGAUGUUGGAUGUUAGCAGUCAGGUGACAGGGUCAGUGCCUGGGCUAGCGCACUCAGACCAAACAGUACCUGUUGCCGGUGCUACUGACCUCACCACAGAGACCAAACACACACCAACAUCCCCGAUAACAGACUCCGACGUUUGUAGUGGGAUUAAACAGGAAGACAGUGCUGGGACACCAGCAUCAGCAGAGGGGUCCGGUGUGUCGCCUGUCAUCCUGCAGAUUCAACCAAUCCAGAUUAAGCAAGAGCCAAUCCCAGGUGCGAUACCAACACCAGUAUCACAGCAGACCACCCAGCCCACCUCAGACAUCAAAAUUGCCCAGCUCCUGGUCAACAUCCAGGGCCAGACUUUUGCCCUGGUGCCCCAGCUGAUGUCCCCAGCUAAUCUCAAUGGCACAUCUUCCAAAUUUGUGCGCAUCGCACCCGUACCCAUAGCCGCCAAGCCCCUGGGUCCCGGGGAGGGUGGGCUUGCAGGUGGCCAGGCUGCAGGGAUCCUGGUGGGAGGACAGAAGUUCCAGAAGAGCUCGGUAGCGGACCUUAUAAAAAUGCAUAAGUGUACUUUCCCUGGAUGUGCCAAGAUGUACACUAAGAGCAGCCACCUGAAGGCCCACCUGAGGAGGCACACGGGGGAGAAGCCCUUUGCCUGCACCUGGCCUGGCUGUGGAUGGAGGUGA